Halteromyces radiatus is the source of this 2253-nucleotide messenger RNA. RefSeq lists its product as uncharacterized. The record is from RefSeq and is a predicted model, not a curated record. NCBI's taxonomy places the organism in Eukaryota, Fungi, Mucoromycota, Mucoromycetes, Mucorales, Cunninghamellaceae. The transcript is spliced from 2 exons. The coding region runs from base 1 to 2253 and encodes 750 amino acids.
AUGGAUGAUUAUGGGAAAAACUCCAUUGAAAACCAACAUUGUAUGGAUCCAACAAAAGAAACAACAAUAUCAACAGCAAUUUCACCACCACAAAUUCAAGCAUCAUCAUCCGUCUCGUGUAACCCACCUAGUUUUUAUCGGGAGUAUAGUAAUUCUAGCAUCCUCAAAAAUAAUACGCCAUCACAGAACGCCACUUUGACAAACAACACCACUUUUGAUGAGCGAAAAGAUCAUAGUAAACCAAAGAAACAAACUCUCCAUUCAACUGGACAAAACGGUAGCAAAAAAUCAAAGAAAUCAAUAGAUACUAAAAGAUCCACCAUUUUAUCUCAAUAUCAUCAACAACAGCAACAAUUAGUUCGAUCAAAUAACAAUACUAAUUAUCGAUAUUACCAUUGUUUUGGCAACAACAACAAAAGUGCUGAUUUUAUAUACUAUGAUGAUCCUGAUAGAUUGAUACCAACUGAUGAAAUUGCUCUUUUUAUGCGAAACAAACGCCGCUAUUGUCCGCCCAACUUUAGACCUAUUCCUCCUUCAGCUGGUGGAUGGAAUGAUGUGAUACCUGAUCGACACGUUGCCUGGGAACUGACUUGUGAAAAUCAUACAGAUUUUUCCCCUUUUUUACAUAUCAAACCUUUGGACGGUCCUAUCGAAUUACCUUGGAAACAAUCUUCUUCUUCUUGUUCAUGGUCAUUAAAUCAUCGUCAUCAACGUGGAUCGGAUGACACCUCUGCGGUAUCAAAAAAUACUUUGGGAUUAUCCAGCAACAACCACAGACAAAGCUUUCAAGUAGAUGAUUCUAAUUUACAAUCAACAACGGACACUUUACCAUCAUCAUCAUCAUCUUCGUCAUUCGAUAGUAUGAAACAACAGCCUUCUCCUCCUCAGUCUUUAGACAAUACUUCCUCAUCCUCUUUAUCAUCCGAUUCAUCUUCUAUUCAUUCUGGUCAGCAAUUUCAUUCAUUACACGUACAACAUCAAAAAAUGGCUAUCCAACAACAACAACCACAGAAACAGGAAACGGAAGAAAGAGUCAAUAUCAAAGAUAUAUCGAAUUCUUUGCGCAUAGUUACAUCAUCGUCACCAUCAAAAUCAUCAGCUAUCAAUAGAAAGGGAUUGAAACCUCUUAGUCCACUUGCCAUCAACGUUAUACAACCAUUUGAAAAUAUGACUGUCACUUCUCAUCAACAACAUCUACCUUCUCCACAAGAAAUGUUUAUUGGUAUUAACGAUAAUCAAAAUGAUCCUUCCAUCGGCCACCAUCGAAUCGAUACGCCAUCACAAAGAAAUGCAUGGAAUCAUCAAACUUUACAGCCAUUGGACCGUUCUUACUAUUCCAACGAGCAGCAACCUCAGUCAUAUUUCAAACCUCCUCCAUUGAUCACUACCUCCACAAAUGACGAUAACAUCACUGACCUACACUACAAUACAAGCCAAGAGGUGUCUCCCUUGUCAACUAGCUCACUUUUCUCUCCAUGGGCUAAACCUUCUACAAGAGAUCAUCCACCUUUUCAACGACGUACAUCCUCCUCCUCAAGAGAUGAUGAAUAUCGACCUACAUCAUCAUCAUCAUCACCACCGCCACCAUUACCAGCAUCAUCAUCAACAUCUCCGCCAUUUUCAUCAUCAUAUUAUCGAACACGGUCAAGUUCCUUAGGAUAUAUACAAACCAAACCAAGAUUACCACCUCCACCUCAAAAACAACAUUAUCACCAAGAAGCUAUGAAAUCACCUACAUUAUGGGGAUAUCAACCUUUAUUGUCUCCUACAUCACCCUCCAUUUCGUCAAAUGUAUGGCCAUUAUCACCAGGAUAUCCUUCAUCCAUUAAAUCUGUCUCUUCUGAUGAAGCUGUAGCACGAUCUAUGCGAAGCAAAAGAAGUUCCACAUCGGAUAUUACAUCAUGGCAGUCACUUCAUCAUCAUCAUGAACAACAACAACAGUAUCCUUACUCCUCCAUUAGUAAUGAUUUACUACUACAUCGCACUGGUGACAUAAACAACAGUAGUAUUGAUAUGGAUGAUCGAUCUAUCAGUAUAUUGAGAGUAUUGGACAAUGACAAUUCGGAUAGCCUUCUUUAUCCUUUUUUAAACAAGACAAUCAAGAAAAGCAACAACACUGACAACAACAAUAUUAUGACUGCUGCGACACCAACGAUUCCCAACAAAACUACCAUUCAUCAUGAUAAUGAUAAUCAUCAGCAUCAUCGUCUGUACUACAACUUUUCGGACUACGUUGUUGUAUCUGAUGCCUAA